Molecule: messenger RNA, 306 nt
Organism: Helobdella robusta
Lineage: Eukaryota; Metazoa; Annelida; Clitellata; Rhynchobdellida; Glossiphoniidae
Exons: 2
Cellular component (GO): membrane
Source: RefSeq, a predicted model, not a curated record
GUGAGUCUGAAGGGGGGAGUGGGUCGUGGGGAGGGCAGAGUGGAGCUGAAGAUCAGCAACAUAACGGGAACAAUAUGUUCGGAUCGCUGGGACGACAGGGACGCAAAAGUCAUCUGCCGGAUGCUCGGAUUCAACAAAGCGAAGGCAGUACGGAACGCACGUGACAGGUAUGGGAUGGGCAGUGGGUUGAUCUGGGCCAGUGAGGUGGCCUGCAGGGGAGAUGAGCAUGACGUCACCGAAUGUUCGUCCAUCUUCGUCGGCAGACACAACUGCUCACAUCUUCAAGACGCUGGUGUCAUUUGUUCA